Messenger RNA from Vigna umbellata (rice bean), 565 nucleotides. The record is from RefSeq and is a predicted model, not a curated record. NCBI's taxonomy places the organism in Eukaryota, Viridiplantae, Streptophyta, Magnoliopsida, Fabales, Fabaceae.
AUGAUUCUGAAAUUGGUAUCUGCACAAGAUUACCCACAAGUAGCAAAGCCUGGCUGUGAUUCGCAGUGUGGAGAUAUUCAAAUUCCAUUUCCAUUUGGAAUGAAUGAUUCAGAAUGCUACGCAGGGAAAUGGUUUGAAAUAGAAUGCAGAAACACUUCCACGUAUCAAACACCUUACCUCAAGUCAAUAGGAGUGCAGGUGAGAUUCAUUGAUGUCCAACAUGGCAUAGUUAAUAUCAACAAUCCCAUUGACCGUAACAACUGCGGAAGCAAAGAUUCUAGGCCGGUGAAGCAGUCGCUGGAAGGAAGUCCUUUCGUGUAUUCGCAGGAGCACAACAAAUUUGUGGCCGUAGGUUGCAAUAUAAUUACUUUUUUGCAGGUGAAUGGGUCAGAAGGCAGUGGUUGUGUGUCCAUCUGCGACGAGGACUUCAAGGUGGAUGAUAUCGGGAAAAUGGAGCUUAAAAACAGUGAUUGUGAUGGGAAGUCCUGCUGUCAGAAUUCCCUGCCACCGUAUCUUAAGGAAUACAGCACUGAAGUAAAAGGUUUCAAAGAGAAUGAAACGGAUG